UUCUGUCUUCUUCUCACACUAGAGCAUUUAUUGGGCUUCCACUAGAUUUUGAAUUCUCAUUCACUAAACACACGAGAAUCUUGCUUCACCUUCUUCUUCCAUUUCCGGGGUAAGAUCAGAUCUGAAGUUUCACUACAAGCUCAAGCUCUAACUACGCCAACUCUUUCUAUCUUUCACUCUUUCUUAGAAUUUUCAUCAAGACCCUUCGAAGUGUCAUACUUUUGAAUAGUGACAAAACAAAAACUAAAUAAAUACAUAAAAAAAAAAAAAUGCCACAAGAGAGCAAUUCAAAUUCAAUCUUCACAUCUCCUUGCAAGAACGUGAGAGGUCUGAAGUCACUAGCCUCUAACAAUGAGGCUCCAUAUUCGUACAACGAAGAGAUUAUCAAUGACUAUGAAUUGGCUCAAAGAAAAGCAGAAGAAGCAGCUUCAAGGCGAUACCAAGCCGCACAAUGGCUGCGUCAGAUGGACCAAGGAGCCUCGGAAACGCUUUACAAAGAACCGUCCGAAGAAGAGUUCCGCCUUGCUCUUAGAAAUGGCCUCAUCCUCUGCAAUGUCCUCAACAAAGUUAACCCUGGUGCUGUUUCAAAGGUGGUGGAAAAUCCGGUAAUCGCCAUCCAGUCAAUAGAGGGGCCGGCACAGUCAGCAAUCCAGUACUUUGAGAACAUGAGGAACUUCCUUGAGGCUGUCAAAAACAUGAAGCUCUUGACAUUUGAAGCAUCUGAUUUGGAAAAGGGAGGCUCAUCAAGUAAAGUUGUGGACUGCAUUCUGUGCCUCAAAGGGUAUUAUGAAUGGAAGCAAUCUGGUGGAAUAGGGGUGUGGAGAUAUGGAGGGACAGUGAGGAUCACAUCGUUUCCGAAAGAGUGCCCGUCCUCUUUUGUUGGGAGUGAGAGUACUGAUGAGUCCUUGGAUGAAUCUGAUUCAUCACAAUAUGAGCAGCUCUUGGAGUUUCUCCAUCUCUCCAAUGAGGUCUCAGUUGAGGAAUCAAGAAUUGCCAAUGUUCUGACCUUCCUUUUCGAUCGAUUCGGGCUUGGACUUCUGCAGGCUUUUCUUCAAGAGAGUGGUGAUGGAUUGGAUGAUUUGCCUUUGAAUGCAAUGGUUGUAGAUACUUUGCUCAGUAAAGUGGUCAAGGAUUUCUCAGCUCUGCUUGUUUCUCAAGGCACUCAGCUUGGGAUAUUUCUGAAGAAACUAUUGAAGAGUGACAUUGAUACUCUAUCGAAAUCGGAAUUUUUAGAGACCAUUUCACGAUAUCUUAGCCAGAGAACUAGUUUGGUGGCGAGAGAUUUGGCCACAUUCUGUACUUGUGGCGGUAAACGCGAAACUGUUGUCCGACACAUAGUGACUCACUCGCCCGAGCAUGCACGGAUAACUGACAUUCAUCAAAAACAGCUUCAGGAACUAAAAUCAUCUUUCCUAGACACAAGAAGGGAUGUUAAUCUGGUACAUUCAAAAUGGGAAGAAGACCUCAGAAGGCUUGUGCAUCAUGUUAAGAACUUAGAAGUGGCCUCAAGUUCCUACCAGAAAGUUCUAGAAGAAAACCGUUUCCUGUACAAUCAAGUCCAAGACCUUAAAGGAACUAUUAGAGUAUAUUGUAGAGUAAGACCCUUCUUGAGAGGGCAAUCAAAUGGUCAGACCACGGUGGAUUAUAUUGGAGAAAAUGGAAAUAUUAUGAUUGUAAAUCCCAUGAAGCAAGGAAAAGAUUCAAGAAGGAUAUUUACAUUUAACAAAGUCUUUGGAACAAAUGUUACACAAGAGCAAAUAUAUGUGGAUACUCAGCCACUGGUUAGGUCUGUUCUUGAUGGUUACAAUGUUUGCAUAUUUGCGUAUGGACAAACUGGCUCAGGGAAGACAUACACUAUGAGUGGUCCUGAUUUGACAACUGAAGAAACAUGGGGUGUGAACUACCGCGCUUUAGGAGAUCUAUUUCAAAUAUCAAAGGAAAGGGUGCAAAUUGUAAGAUAUGAAGUUGCCGUACAGAUGAUUGAAAUAUAUAAUGAGCAAGUGAGGGACUUAUUAGUCAAUGAUGGCUCCAACAGGAGAUAUCCUUUUAAAGAGCUAAUUAUCAUGGUUGUUUUAUUUCUUUAUCGUUUUUUUUCCCUUUUAAAAUACCUUUGGUAUCUUUAACUACUUUGAACAUUAGAUAUAAGAAAUAACUCUCAGUUGAAUGGCCUCAAUGUACCUGAUGCAUGUCUAGUGCCAGUGACUUGCACUGAAGAUGUUCUUGAAUUGAUGAAAAUUGGCCAAAGGAAUCGCGCGGUAGGAGCGACUGCUUUGAACGAGCGGAGCAGUCGUUCUCAUAGUGUCUUAACAGUUCAUGUCCAAGGAAAAGAGUUGGUUUCGGGGACUAUUCUAAGAGGUUGCCUCCAUCUAGUGGACUUGGCUGGGAGUGAGAGAGUGGACAAAUCCGAGGCAGUCGGUGAGAGAUUAAAGGAAGCGCAAUACAUAAACCGAUCGCUCUCAGCGCUCGGAGAUGUCAUAUCUGCACUUGCACAGAAGAGUACACAUAUUCCUUACAGAAAUAGCAAACUCACUCAAGUGUUACAAGACUCACUCGGUGGGCAUGCCAAGACCUUGAUGUUUGUACACAUAAAUCCUGAAGUUAAUGCUUUUGGAGAGACAAUUAGCACACUCAAGUUUGCAGAGAGGGCUUCCUGCAUAGAGCUAGGGGCAGCAAAAUCUAACAAAGAAGCCGGCGAAAUUCGAGAGCUAAAAGAUGAGAUAUCAAAUCUCAAACUGGCACUAGAGAAAAAAGAAGCUGAACUAGAACAACACAAAGGCGGAACUAUGAAAAGUGCCAUGGAUUCUCAAAAAAUGAGGGCCGUUUCACCUUAUCGUUUUCCGAGAAAUGGUCUCAACACCUGUAUGAGGGCUGAAACCUCUCAAGAAGAUCCUAAGAUCUCCGAGGCUAGAAGUUGCUCUUCUGGGAAGCAAAGAAGGUCAAGGUUCCCCAUGGGAUUGGCAGAGAAAGAAACUGUACCGAAAUUGCCUUUCUUGACCGAAGAAAGAUUAGCCAUCUCUAGAAACCUUAGAUCACCUUCUCCUCCAAUUAGAAGAUCAACAUCCACAGAAAGAGGGAGUGUCAUGAGAAGCAAAGCCAAACCCGAGACAAUCGAAAACCAACCGAUUUCAAGAGUGCCAUUUCCAGCUAGAGUUCCCACCACCAAAUUACUUGCCACAACACAAGUGAACUCAUCAAAUGAUACCAACUCAAGAAUUCAAGUUAAUAAUAUUACUACAAGGCCAAACAAUACUCCACAUGAAUCAACAAGGCAGGACUACAUUUCUGAGGCGCUAAAUUCCAUCCAAAAAUUGAGUUUCAAGAAAGCUCAACAAGAACAACAUGAAGAUGAUCAAUUCAAACAAGCACUAAAUAUAAGACAAGGUGGUAUAAGGAAAGCCAAGCCUGAGAGUACUACUACUAUUAAGGCUAAGGCAAAGCAGCAAUAUCAGGUGCCAUCAAGAUUGCAUAAGAAUGAGGCCGUGAUGACGACAUUGCUCGCGGACUUGGAUUUCGGUGAACAGAUGGAGGAGGCUAGCAAGAGUGACUAUUCUGAGCCAGAAAAUGAGCAUGUUCAUCUUGGUUCACCAAUGCAUAGUGCUUUGGAGAUGAAAAAGGCAAGGAAGAACUUCUUCUCAAGGAACUCACAAAACCAUGAACCGAGAGGACUAGUGCCUGCAAUGGAGCCCCUAAUGGCUGGAAAACUAGAAAACAAGCAGCCAAAUGGAGCAUUUCGGAAUCCGAAGGAAGCAAACAACGUAACCAUGCAGGAAUUUCGGAGAAGCCGAUCUACCCCUCGUGGAAAAUUUUUCAUGUUACCUUGAGGAACUUAUCUAUA
Messenger RNA from Morus notabilis, 3835 nucleotides. Its product is annotated as kinesin-like protein KIN-14F. Lineage: Eukaryota; Viridiplantae; Streptophyta; Magnoliopsida; Rosales; Moraceae. Gene Ontology annotation, biological process: microtubule-based movement. Gene Ontology annotation, molecular function: microtubule motor activity; microtubule binding; ATP binding. The record is from RefSeq and is a predicted model, not a curated record. The transcript has 18 exons.